Messenger RNA from Gavia stellata (red-throated loon), 954 nucleotides. Its product is annotated as granulocyte-macrophage colony-stimulating factor receptor subunit alpha. Gene Ontology annotation, cellular component: membrane; external side of plasma membrane. Gene Ontology annotation, molecular function: protein binding; cytokine receptor activity. The record is from RefSeq and is a predicted model, not a curated record. NCBI's taxonomy places the organism in Eukaryota, Metazoa, Chordata, Aves, Gaviiformes, Gaviidae. The transcript has 9 exons. Gene Ontology annotation, biological process: cytokine-mediated signaling pathway; immunoglobulin mediated immune response. Bases 1 to 954 code for a protein of 317 amino acids.
AUGGUUGCUCCUCUUGCACUCAUCUUCAUGACCCAGUGGAUGUUGCUGAUCACCCAGUUGUGUGUUGGCAGGCACUGCACAGACUGCAUGAAUGGGUCGGCCAUUGAAAACUUCUCCUGCGUGAUUUAUAAUGUUUCCCUCAUGAACUGCACCUGGCAAGCAGGCAGGGGUGCUCCAGGAGAUACCCAAUAUUUUCUCUACUGGCAAAACUCGAGAUAUGACGACGAGAUGGAAUGUGAGUUUUACAUUAAAGGUGAAAAUGGCAGAAACAUGGGAUGUAGAUUCCAAAACGUGAGGAUAGAGAUUGAAAAAGCUUACUUCCUGGUGAAUGGGUCUAGCAAAGACUCCCUGAUCCAGUUCUAUGAUGAGUACAUUCAGCUGUAUAAAAUUGAAAACCUCAUGCCUCCAUCAAAUAUCACUGUCAACUGUGAUGAAAUUAAAAAUUAUUGCAUAAUUCAAUGGCACCGACCCCUAGUAAGUCAUUCUAACAAAGACAAGUGUUUUAAAUAUGAAAUCAACAUAAAGUAUAAGGGUAAUCCUGAGGGAAAAACCAAAUAUACUUCUAUACAAGAAGGGGGAAAUAGUCACACAUUUCAAAGAUCCAAUACAAGAAAGAAGUACCUCUUGAAAAUGAGAACAGCUGGCAGUGCCUGCCUUGUGAGCCCAGCCUGGGGGGAGUGGAGUGCACCUGUUGAGUUCGGAAAUGAAGAAAUUAUUUCUUCUUCAGUAUGGAUUUUACUUGUGGUAGCAGUUGCAACGCUUUUAGUGGCAACUGUUGCAAUUUUGUUCUGCAAAAGGACUGGCUGUUGGAAAGCAGCAUUUCCACAAAUCCCAGAGCCAAAAAAUGCAUUUAAUGGACUGCAUGAUACAAAUCCAGAGGUGAUGGAGAGCAAAAUUCAGUCAAUAACAUCUGAAAAUGAAGAGAUAAUACUAAUUGCUGACGUAGUGAAAUAA